UAUUGGUGUUUAUAAAAACAGCAUUAUACGCGCCAGAAAAGAAAAAAAACAGUAUAAUAAAAUACAAUUUAUUAAGUUUUGUAAUUAUGAUUUACUUAAACGAAAUGAGUGAUGAAGAAUUUACGCCAUUUCUCCAUAGCCUAGGUGUAGAUACUUACAAAAAAUCCUUUGAAUGGAUGUUAAACGAUCCAGACUUCUCUGCUGUUUUGCGGUGGAUUUAUAAAAACCUGGAUCAAAAUAACGCUUUAAGUGAACGAGAGGAGUACAGAUAUGCAGAAUUAGAAUCCAAGGGAAAAUUAUUGCCACCGAAUGAAUUGGAGGGUAAAAUUAUUUCUAUUCAAAACGAAUUCGAAGGACUUUGCCUACCAGGAGAUAAGGAUUCAUUAGAAGACAUUAAACUUGAUAUCAGCAUGCAGAAAGAAAAGUUAAUGAUGUUGGAAAAACAAGAGAUCAUUCUUAAGGAACUGACAGCACAGAAUGAAUCAACAAAAGAAGAAUUAACAUUGGAACUGACUAAGUUAAAUGCCGCUCUACAGCAAUGUGCAGAAGAUGAAAAAGAAGCUGGUGAGGAGUGUAUACAGUUGGCGGAGGAAGAGGAAUCUAUUUUCAAUGAUGUUAUCAACAUUAUAGGUGAUGUGUUGAACAUUUAUGGAAAUUGUGCUGUAGAUAAGGAAUUAUCCAAAAGAUUUUUCACAUUUGGUCCUUUUGAAUCAUACAGACAAUCCCAAGCUCUAUUUAAGUCACACUUUGAUUUGUACACAUCAAAGAAGUUUAACAAGAAGCAAAAUGAUAGUAUCAACGAAGAAGACUUAAGGACUGCUUUAGCCGAAGCUAAGAAUAUGGAACGAUGGCUUUCAGAUGCAGUAUACUCUUACAUAGAAACAAAAGGAGAGUUGUGUGGCGAGCAAGCUAAGCUGCUGCUUAUUUCCAACUAUAAUCAUGUUCAUCCAAGUCAAAUAACUGUAUGUGCGAUGGAAGCCCAGAGUGCUGUAGAGCUGUUGGAGCAAGAAGAGUCAAUAUUGGAGCAGCAGCUACAGACUGCCAUUAAACACUAUGUAGAUAGACGUACCAGGUUGGCCGUGGAGAUGACUGCUAGAUCUGCGUUGUCUGUUAGAGAGGCGGUGCAGGCGGCGCUGGUGGCGGCGCGCGCGUGGUGCGGGCGCGCGUUGCGUGCGGACGCGGUCGUGUACGGCGCGCUGCGGCGCGAACUGCGUGCGGCCGAGGAGCUACUGCACUUCGCCGCCGAGCUGCGAGACCACGCGCACACACGCGCGCCUACCGCCGCGCGCACGAAAUCAAUGAAUGCCAUAUGCGCGGAACAAGAAGCCGCUGAGAAAGAACUACAGUCAUCAAAUACUUUACUCGCUACACUAGUCUCUAUACUUGGUUCGGAGCCCAGUAACGAUACCCUACUACCUAUAAAGCUCUACAAUGAGUUACUAAAUAAUAUUCAAGAGUUGAAUGAUAAUAUAAAUGAAGGUUACAAGUCGAAGGAAGCAGAUUUAGCUCAAAUUGAAUCCUCUGCGAAACCAUUGAGAGAUUACAUCUGGGAUGGCUGCACGAAGCAACCUAACUGCUAUGAUAGAAGUGUUUCCGCUAUGAGUCACUCGUUGAGAGAGGAGAUGAGCGCUGUAGACACUAAGGUUAUUAAAACUAGCGGUUUAUUUAAUACUAUAAAGAGUAGUGACAAAUACAACCUGAGGAAGUUUUGGCAAUGGUUCCUUACAGAUCAAGCAAAGUUACUUUCAAUAAUUAAAAGUAUCCAAAGAAGCUAAAUAAGACUUAUUAUGUAGUAUAAUAUUAAUUUUAUUUUAAAAAUUUUUGAUAAAUAAAACACUGAAUAACUAUAAAAUGUAUUUAUUAAAAAUAAUAAAAUAGGAAAAUUAAUUAUUAAUAAAUUAUAAAUAAAAAUCACAAUAAUCGUUAAAGUUAAAGCGAUAUAUUUACAAAACAAUCACAACCGAUCGGAGCACCGCCUUAUAUACAAUAUUAUUGUAAAUUCGUUACUUGAAAAUUCUAUCAUCAAAUUUUAUUGAUUUGUCAAUACUAACAAUGACCAUGAGAAAAUCUUAAGAAGAUAAGUCACAAUGAAGAACAAAAAAAUAAAACUCAUUUUUGUACA
This is a messenger RNA of Nymphalis io (European peacock), 2122 nucleotides long. It is a transcript of the gene dgt3, whose product is annotated as augmin complex subunit dgt3. Lineage: Eukaryota; Metazoa; Arthropoda; Insecta; Lepidoptera; Nymphalidae. The record is from RefSeq and is a predicted model, not a curated record. The transcript has 10 exons. Gene Ontology annotation, biological process: centrosome cycle; spindle assembly. Gene Ontology annotation, cellular component: mitotic spindle; HAUS complex; centrosome. Bases 87 to 1775 code for a protein of 562 amino acids.